AUGUUGAAAGUUGAAAAUAAUGAACUUGUAGUGAUGAAGUCUAAACAACCAUCCGGUUAUCAAAAACGUAAAAAGAGAAAACUAGAUGACGAAAAGAGAAAGGUUGACGCCGGUGCUCUAGAUAAGUUUAUCCAUAGACAACCUGUUGAAGAGCACAUUGAAGAGCAUUUUGAAGAGCACAUUGAAGAGCAUGUUGAGGAGCACAUUGAAGAUCAAGAGCAUGUAGAAGUAAAGGAGAUAGAAAAGCAUGAGCCUGUUAAAGAGAUUGUUGUUAUAUAUGAUCCAAGAAGGUGGGAAAAACUUAAUUCUGAUGAGAUUAAAAAUUUGGUUGAAAAAGACGAUUUUCUACAGCUUUAUAUACAAGAACUUUAUCAAAUUUGGAGAAGUGUGAUAGAGAAUGUGUUUAGAAAAGGGAUUUCGAAAGGUAAAUUGGAUGGUGAAGGUUAUGCAGAUUGGCACCAUGUUACCACUAGGGUUAAAGAACACGAAAUUUCAUUGGAUCAUCUUACAAAUAGGAAUAAGUGGUUUGACAUGCGUAAAAGAUUGAACUUGAACGAAACAAUUGAUAAAGUUCAGCAUGAGCAGUUCAAGAAAGAAAGAGAUUACUGGAAACAAGUGCUUUUAAUAAUUAUUGCAGUUGUGAAGUUUCUUGCUAAACAUAAUUUAGCAUUUCGCGGAUCCAAUGAAAAGUUGUAUCAAAAAGGUAAUGAAAUUUUUUUGGGUGUCAUUGAAAUGUUGGAAGAGUUUGACCCGGUUAUCAAAGAGCAUGUGCGACGCAUCACAAGUGAAGGACUUCAUGUGCAUUAUCUUGGCCACCUAAUCCAAAACGAACUAAUAUCUUUGCUAGCUGAAGAAUUUAAAAAAGAACUUAUCAAGAAGAUAAAGGAAGCAAAGUACUACUCAAUCAUACUUGAUUGUUUUUUGAAUGUUGAUGAUACCUCCGGAAAAGAAUUAUUUGAUAUUACACUUGAGGAGUUAAAGUCUCUUGGUCUUCAAGUUGAUGAUAUGCGUGGUCAAGGCUAUGAUAAUGGAGCAAACAUGAAAGGAAAACACCAAGGAGUGCAAAAGAGAUUUUUCGAUAUAAAUCCUAGAGCAUUUUACACUCCUUGUGGUUGCCAUUCUAUUAAUCUAACAUUAUGUGAUAUGGCUAACAAGUGUGUCAAAGGAAAGAACUUUUUUGGAUUCAUCCAACGUAUUUAUACUAUCUUUGCAAAUUCUACUAAGAGGUGGGAAAUUUUGAAAGAUAAUGUUAAAGCUUGGAGUCUUAAGUCAUUAUGUCAAACUCGUUGGGAAAGUCGAGUUGAGAGUGUAAAAGCUAUUAAACUGCAACUUGUGGAUGUACGGGAAGCUUUACUUCAAGUUGGAGAAAAAGAUAAUGCUGCUGCAAUUGCAAGUGAAGCAACUUCACUAGCAGAAAAAGAACUUAGUGACUUUGAAUUUUUGGUAUCAACUGUUGUUUGGUAUGAAGUACUAAACCGUGUGAAUAGUGUGAGUAAGAAGUUACAAUCAAAGGAUAUGCAUCUUGAUAAUGCCAUUACAGAAAUAAACAAAUUGAUUGGGCACUUCAAGGAUUAUAGAGAGAUUGGUUUUUCAAAAGCGAUUGUUGAAGCUAACGAGAUUGCUAUUGAAAUAGGUAUUGAUCCAAUAUUUCCACAAAAGCGUUUGAUUGAAAGGAAAAAAGAUAAAGAUCUUAAGUUAUAUUGUUAUCGUCUUGAAAAAGCACUCAAGUUUGAAGAAAGAUCAGAUAUUGAUGCCGAGGAACUUUAUAUGGAGUUGAAAUUAUUUGAGACAUUGGAAACCAAUGAAUUUAGCAACCCUAUAUAUGUUUUGAAGUUUUUGAAAGAACUUGAUUAUUUCCCAAAUGCAAGCAUUGCAUAUAGAAUAUUGUUGACUAUUCCAGUAACGGUCGCAUCUGCAGAAAGGAGUUUUCCAAAUUGA
This is a messenger RNA of Lactuca sativa (garden lettuce), 1938 nucleotides long. RefSeq lists its product as uncharacterized. NCBI's taxonomy places the organism in Eukaryota, Viridiplantae, Streptophyta, Magnoliopsida, Asterales, Asteraceae. Gene Ontology annotation, molecular function: protein dimerization activity. The record is from RefSeq and is a predicted model, not a curated record.